Anopheles cruzii is the source of this 1257-nucleotide messenger RNA. Its product is annotated as JNK1/MAPK8-associated membrane protein. Gene Ontology annotation, molecular function: ubiquitin protein ligase binding. The record is from RefSeq and is a predicted model, not a curated record. Gene Ontology annotation, biological process: response to unfolded protein. Gene Ontology annotation, cellular component: membrane. Bases 49 to 942 code for a protein of 297 amino acids. The transcript is spliced from 4 exons. NCBI's taxonomy places the organism in Eukaryota, Metazoa, Arthropoda, Insecta, Diptera, Culicidae.
GUGAUAAUGGAAGUAAUAUAGGGCGAUUCAGAUGGAUCGUCGAACGUGAUGGUGAAAAUGCUAGAUAAAUGCCCGGGACUGUACUGCGGACGCACGGUGCUUGCGAACGGAUCGCUCAGUGACUGUGGAGCCUGUUUGCGGGGGUACCGAGUGAACGAUCGGUACGUGUGCUCACCGUGCGACAAUGAUCUUACAUCACACGACUGGCUGUACCUGGGGUUCAUGGCAAUCCUGCCGCUGAUCAUCCACUGGUUUUGCAUCGAUUUGAACGCUCAAAUGAGCAAGUUUACGAAGCGUGAACUGAUUCUGCACGCGAGCGCCUGCAUUGAGGUGCUGCUGUCCGCGUUCCUCACCAUCCUGUUCACGGACCCGAUCUGGGAGUUGCGAAUUAACUCGUGCGGCGUUCGCAAGCUCUCCGACUGGUACACGCUGUUCCACAACCCAACACCCAACUAUGAGACGACCCUAUACUGCACGCAGGAGGCCGUGUAUCCGCUGCAGACGAUGAUCUUCGUGUUCUAUCUGUUCUGCGUCACGUUCAUGAUGAUUAUACGGCCCGGGUUGAACGUAAAGUUUCUACCGUACCGUGGCAAACUGGCCGUCUACUAUGCCCUCUACAUCUUUCCCAUCCUGGCGCUGCUGCAUGCCGUCGCCGGCGGGCUCAUUUACUACUCGUUCCCCUACCUCAGUAUCGUAAUUUCGGUGGUCUCGAAUGCGCUGCAUUUUUCGCUCAAACUUGACCCAACCAUGAAGUCGCUGCUGGAAACAUCCAUCACGCAGAUGCGAAACGCCACCAUUAUACUUGGACACUGGGUGCUGCUGGCGUACGGUAUUGUGUCGAUUCCGUACGAUAUAUCGUACUUUUCGUUGUUGCUCGUUCCGGUUCCGGCGCUGUUUUACAUCUUUACCGCAAAAUACACUCAUCCAGAUAAUUUUAAGUAAUCGUAGCGUGCCACCCGCUGCGUGAAGACGGAAGCGAAGCGAAGUGUACUGUACUGAGUGUACUGUGAUCUAGAACUAUGUCUGUGUAUAAAAGUUGGGCGUUUUGGAUCCACGCCUGCUUUGAUUCAUGGCAAUUCCGAAUUUAGAUUUAUGGCCUUUCUACCCUAAUUUGGCCAAUUCUGCCAACUCAAAUAACCGAAUGUUUUGUGAGUUGGUAAUGAAAUUAACUUAGUGAGUGUUUUGAUUUAGUAAAAGCCUAGACCUAGAAUGCCUUGGUUUUUGGAAUCAAACAAGUAUUUCCAUGUGUUGGAUAAC